Gadus macrocephalus (Pacific cod) is the source of this 2320-nucleotide messenger RNA. RefSeq lists its product as uncharacterized. The coding region runs from base 134 to 2320 and encodes 728 amino acids. Lineage: Eukaryota; Metazoa; Chordata; Actinopteri; Gadiformes; Gadidae. The record is from RefSeq and is a predicted model, not a curated record. The transcript is spliced from 5 exons.
AGAGAGCAGAAUUUGCCUCCCCGCUGGUUGGAUCCCCGCCCUGCCAGAGGUUGACCAGCACUGGAUCUCGAAGGCUCUGUUCCGGUGGUCACCCUCUGGUCAACCAGAGUUUGAACUUGACAAGGUGGACAGAAUGUGGUGGUAUCCACCUCAGCAGUCGCUGACAUCCAGUGCCAUCCCAGCAAUGGAGCAGUUCUUUGGGCACCCUCUGUUCCUGUGGAUGCCCAGGAAGCUGUGGCGUGUGCGACUGCUCUGUCCACAUCAAGACUGUGGGAAGGCAGAGCUCACCUCUGCGGGACUCCAUCAGAGGGUCAGGCUGGUGGUUGGUGUCAGCGGCUCUUACUACCUGGUAGCCGAAUACCUUGCAUGUAAGAGUUGCAAAAGGAAGGUCAUCAGCUGGAGCCACAACAUCGUCUCUCAGCUAGACAUUGGUCACCGCCUGCAUUUCCCAUGUCUGCUGACAUACAAGCUGGGGUGCGACAUGCAGGUUGUGCGCUUGAUGCGUCAGCGGGGACUGGGGAACAGCAGCAGCCAGCUCCAAAAACAGCUGGAGGAGCAGCAUGCAGAGAGCUGGCUGGGGAAAACAAUUCAGUUCCUCACUGCUUACAGAGGAGUUGCACGUGCAAUAUCCUCGGGGCUGAUUUUGCCAGUGCCGCUAGGGGACUUGCCAGUUAUGCCUGCAGUGCCAAAACAUCGCUGGUUGAUGCAGGUGUAUGCCCAAGAUGUCCUUGGCAGACUGGACGAAGUUAAGGCUUCCAUCACCUCACUCUUUGGCCAGGUCCUGAAGAUGGACUCUACAAAGAAAAUUGUAAGGAAGCUAGCUGGUCAGGCACGGUCUACAGCUUCUUGGGCCACCAACGUUGGAAAUGAGCAUGGACAUGUCAUCAUGUCUGUUCUCACAGCAAGUGAGGGCUGGGGCCUGAUGAAGAUGGCAGAGGGUCUUGUGAGGCGUUACAAGGAUGCUGGUGUGCCACCUCCAGAGAUCCUUUAUGUGGACCGGGACUGCUGUGGGAACUCUCACCUUUUAAAAAUCUUUGGUGCAUGGCCAGGCAUGAAGAUCCGGUUGGACAUCUGGCACUUCAUGAGGAGAUUUGCCACCGGUUGCACCACAGAUUCCCAUGCCCUCUACACCAGCUUCAUGGCCCAACUCUCCCGCUGCAUCUUUGCGUGGGAUCAGAGCGACCUGCAGCGACUCAAAGCUGCCAAGCGGGCAGAGCUGGAAGCAAGCCACCUGCGUCCCACAGUGGAAGAUGUCGCACGCCAUAUCUCCAAGGCUGAGACUAUGCUUCACUGCAGGAGAGCUGUCCGGGAAAGUGGGGAGAUGGGUGACCUGCUGAAGGACUUGAUAGAGGCAUACUCUGGAGAGAAGGGUUGCAAUACCCUUGGUGUGCCUCUGAUCAACAGAGCAAGGAUGGCAGAAAUCUUGAAGGCCCAGCUAAAACACCUUCCCUGCCUCCAGGACCCUCCAGGUUUCCAGUUAUACACCCAGACUGGGACACUGAAGAAGGCUGGUCAUGUGCUUCCUACAUUCCGAUGUGCCAGAGGGUCCACCUCGUUGGAAAGUUUCCACUUGCACAUGAAUAGAUUCAUCCCAGGAACCCUGGCAAGUGACACCUUUUUCCAGGCAUAUCUGGUUGAUGGUCUAUUCAGGUGGAAUGAGGACAGGACCAUAACAGCAGAGGGGACCGAGGGGCCUCGUUCAUACAGUGGCCUCCUAAAGCAUGCUGCCAACCAGUUGUCAGAGGAGGUGCUUGGGAGAAAACUGGUGGAGUACACGGCCCCACGGAAAUACACUGGAGAGCUUAUAGGUAUAGAAUACCUAUACAACCAAAAUAAUGCAGUGAUGGAGGACUACAAGUUGGCCUUGGUGACACUGGAGACAGAAGACAUCACUGUUGCAGAGGGGGAGUCUUCUUUGGAGCCAUGUGACAUCGAGGAUCCAACUGUCCCAACCCUGGAGACAAUAUGGCCUCCACAACAGCUCACCCCUCCAGCUGCCCGUCCACUGCCCGUCCAGCCACUGCUCUGCCAGCUGCCCGUCCAGCCACUGCUCUGCCAGCUGCCCGUCCAGCCACUGCUCUGCCAGCUGCCCGUCCAGCCACUACUCUGCCAGCUGCCCGUCCAGCCACUGCUCUGCCAGCUGCCCGUCCAGCCACUGCUCUGCCAGCUGCCCGUCCAGCCACUGCUCUGCCAGCUGCCCGUCCAGCCACUGCUCUGCCAGCUGCCCGUUCAGCCACUGCUCUGCCAGCUGCACUCUCUGCAGCUUUUACAGUUGCCCCUAUGCAUAGUGCUCCCCAGCAAGACACACAGGACUUGGUAG